AUGAAAACUAAUUUUUUCAUAAACUUAAGAUUAAACUAUAAACACAACCCAAAAGAAUACGAAAAUUUAAAAAUUAAAAUUACUGAUCUACUCACUCAGUACAAAAACUUUGUUGAUGUAAUUCGUAGCAACAAGCCUCAUGGUGAUGUAACACACCAACAGUCAUUUUCAAUAAACAACGGAAAGUCACACACAGAAAGUCACACAAAUCCCCAAUCAGUUCCUCCUCUUAAUCAACACGAAGUUGCUGUUAAUAAUUUUUUCAAAAAUUUGAAUGAUAUAACAGCAAAAACUAAAGAAUUUAAAGCAAAACUUGAGGAUAUUAAAAAAUACAUGGAAAAGAAUAAUGAAUUAUACCAAAAUAAUUUUGCCGAAAUAAUCGUGGAAAAGAUGGAAUUUCUUUCAAAAAAUUGGGAGAAAAUAUUUGAGGAUAUUUCGAAAGAUAGAGAAGAUGUUGAAGAAAUUAAAGAAAUCAAAAAUAUUUUCAAGAAUUCUGGCCAUCAAUUUGUUGGGUAUUGCCUUUCCCAACGAUUUCUUGAGGCAUUCAAAGAAGAUGGAAAAGUUAACAUUAAAGCAUUCAUAGACAACAAUUCACGACAAAAAUAUGCUCAAAAACUUGCUAAACUUGUUAAAAAUAAUCCUUUGGAUAUAAAUUUUUAUAAAUCAACAAAAGAAGUUAUCAAGAACUAUCUUGAUAAAAAAUGUGACAACAAAUUAUCAAAUUUUUCAAAAGACUGUCUCUCAUUCAUUGAAAAUAUUUUUCAAAAAUGGAAAGGUUUUUGUUCGAUUGAUAUUGAAAAUUUGGAAUUUGAAAAUUUUGAAGAAAUUGUUUUUAAAAAUGAAAAUUAA
This is a messenger RNA of Meloidogyne enterolobii, 849 nucleotides long. The record is from the annotation of a GenBank genome assembly. NCBI's taxonomy places the organism in Eukaryota, Metazoa, Nematoda, Chromadorea, Rhabditida, Meloidogynidae.